UUUGUGCAUAAUUUCAAGCAAUCAUGGACGAAGUUGACAACCUUCUCAGCGACCUGACCAGCCAGAUGAGCUCGGUUGGCAUUGCAGGCUACCAAGGCAAGUGCACUCUGUGCAAGCAAAACAUUAUCAACAAGGGCACGUAUGUCGAGGCGAGCGGAUUGCGCUGGCACAAGCCGUGCUUUGUGUGCUCGGACUGCAAGGCCGAUCUCACGCAGGACGGCUACUAUGAGCUGAACAAGAAGCUCUACUGCAAGACGCACUAUGUCGAGCGCUCGUGCGACAAGUGCGCAACCUGCAACCAGCCGAUUAGCGAUCAGAUUUUGACGGCGCUUGGUGGCCAGUACCACCCAGAGUGCUUCAAGUGCGUCGAAUGCCAGUCUGGCCUGCACGGCAAGACCUACUUUGGCGAGGCGUUCAAGUCGUACUGCGAGCCUUGCUACCACAAGAAGUUUGCCCCAAAGUGCGCCGCAUGCUCCAAGGACAUUAUUGCCGCUGGCGAGAACUCGUUCUGCGUUCGUGCGUUUGACAACCGUUACCACAGCGAGUGCUACAAGUGUGUCGUCUGCAGCGUUCCCUUCUCCAACGACGAAGGCAAGGGCGCCAUUCAGCACAAGGGCCAGCUGUACUGCAAAACGCACUACCAGACAGUUUCAGAUUCGUAGAUUCGUCCAAAGACGUGGAGGGUGUUUGUUGUACAAAAUUGGCGUGCAAGGUUGAGAUUGCUUUGGUUGCUCAAUGUUUCUCGAUAAUGCAAAGCCAUGAAACUGCAAAGUUUUCAUUCGAGCUCAUAUAUUUGGCAUGGAACAAUAACCGGUAUUGACAAG
Molecule: messenger RNA, 824 nt
Organism: Capsaspora owczarzaki ATCC 30864
Lineage: Eukaryota; Filasterea; Ministeriida; Capsasporidae
Exons: 2
Coding region: 24-662 (212 amino acids)
Biological process (GO): cell-cell adhesion
Cellular component (GO): focal adhesion; stress fiber
Source: RefSeq, a predicted model, not a curated record